Molecule: messenger RNA, 2707 nt
Organism: Tigriopus californicus
Lineage: Eukaryota; Metazoa; Arthropoda; Copepoda; Harpacticoida; Harpacticidae
Exons: 4
Coding region: 1025-1699 (224 amino acids)
Source: RefSeq, a predicted model, not a curated record
CCACUAACUCAGCAAGCGCGCAUUCCCUUCGUUGAGAACCGACAACCGUGCUCGGCAUUUGCCGGAUUCGGCAACGGCGCGCCGCGUCCCCGUUUCCCCGUGCCACUAUUUUCCCCAGGCGAACGAACAACUUCGGACGCUGAGGUUCAGCCCAUCCAGAGAAAGACUCACUCACGGGGAGGAGAGUUAUUAGUUGUCAACUGAAUGUGUGCGUAUGUACUAGAAAAUAACUAUCUAUCUCGAACAUAUUCGAAUUUGGGUCUGAAUCACGCAUUUCACGCCCGGUGGUGAGGCUUGUGCAUGUUUGGUGGUUCGACGACGAGAUUUCCUAGAAUUGUGAAGUUACUCAUCGGGCUGGAAAUUGCCAGACGCUUCUUGGUUCUUGAAGGCUUCAGUGGAAAUUGCGUAUAUUUACGGGGGAGGAAGAUUGGAACCGACGCUCGUCUUGCCACACCCGUUCGAAGACCAAGAAGGCGCCUUUCUUUCUCCUUCUUUAGGAUUAUAUGGCCAACCCGCACUCACUCACUUGCUGUCUGACUGGCGUUCUCACUCGAUCCAGAGUGUGAGUGUGAGAGAGAGAAAAAGGCUGAAGACCACCGAGCAAGGGCCACUGGAAGUGCCUUUGAAGCCUUAGCCGCCCUUUCUGCCUGAGUUCCAAUAGCACGUGAACGAGCCUUCCCGACUUCCCUUAGGAGGGCUUUCUUGCUUGCUUUUCAUCCUUGGGAUUGGAGAUCACAAGUACUGCUUCUACUAUACUGUGGGAGGAGGAAGCAGAAGAAAAUAAGUCUAUGUACUUACGUUGUGGUAAAAGGCCCAAAGGUUGUCCUCGUUUCCUACUCCUGUUGUUGUGUGAGUGAUUGAAGGCCAGAAUCCUCAACAGGAAGUCCCUCAAGUGCUUUUCGAGUGGUGGUGGUGAUUUUUUUUCAUGAAUAGUCCCCAGUGUUUUCCACGGAAGAGGUGCUGAGAAGCUGAGAAGCUCUCGAUCUUUGCUGAGACUACCAGUAAUCCCGACGACCAGUUGAAAAUGAGUCUUUCAAGUCAGCAGAAUGUGGCCCUUUUGGCCUUGUUUGUAAGUGUGACCAGCAGUUUGGUUCUAGUGGCGGGUGAAGGCAACGAAAUCCCACCCGUGGAAAACCAAGUCAAGUCACAGAAGAAGGGCUUGCUCACCUCAUGUAUAGACGAUUCGGAUUGUCUCAAGCUGGGCGAGGGAAACAAGUAUGCCUGCUUUUUGUAUGUGUGCUAUCCAUGGCGGGAUGACUCCAAAGUCCCGGAGGACGAGCGACGCGACACCUGUCGGAAGGAUUCCGACUGCUCAUCUGAUCAGGAGUGCCAUCGGCAUCACGAUAGGCGAAAUAUUGUCAAGGGUCUCUGUUUCGACGAGAUCAGUGAAUGUGAAACUCCCAAUGAAUGCUCGGAGGGCUUCGGGUGUUGCGGAGGAUACUGCUGCGAACAAAAAUACUACGCACACUUCACGGAUCUCCCUUGUGUCUCUCACCUGGGAUGUCGGGACCUUGGCCUUGGCCAAUUUUGUUGCCCUCGUGACAAUGGUACGGACGUGUGCUGCAAUACCGACCCGAACCCGCCCACGACUCAAGCACCGGUACGUGCUGCCACCGGGGGCCAGUCAUCUGUCGUUCCCUUCCAUCCGGUUGCCAAAUACGCUUUGGCCGCACUUUUGCUUUUGGCAAUAAAGUUUUAAAUCAGAGGGCUGUGUCACUCUCUCUCUCUCUCUCACUCUUAUCUGUUUGUCUGUCUGCCUUUGCUUGUUCCCAAUCAAAGACGCCGCCAAGAAUGAAGACCAACUCCACCCAUACGUUCAGAUCAAUAUCAUUCAACCCCAUGGGAGGUCUGGCAUGACCUUUUCUUCAAGGCUCAUGCUCACUGCUCAACAGCUGUUCCUCAUCUAGUCCAGUGACAGCUGAUGCAGCUGACGUGUGUCAACAGCUGACAUCGUCGAUCAAAUAACAGCUGACACGAUCCUGGUUGGGAUACACAUGAAUACGCAUUUACGAGGAGAAGGAAUAAAGGUCUCUCGUUCCUUCGCUUGUGGAGGCAAGCAAGACCUUUUGGUCACCAGCAUAUUGAUAGACACUGUAGACUCUGUGUUUGAUUUCAUAGAAGGAGGUUCUCGCUCCCUCGUGCAUUGAAUGGUUAGUACUGAGCUUUAGUCACUGUCAAUCUCGUUUUGAACAAAAAAAACAUCAAUUCUCGAAAAAAUAACACUCGCCAGAAAAAUGUCGAAACAAGUCUGAACUGUUUUUUUUUUCUUUCAACCCCUUCCCAAACUCGCCCAAACCCUGCAAUCUUAUACUCAUUGUUCUCCUCAGUAGACAUUGAAUAUUCGUCAAUGUCUCUUUUAUCAUGCCACUGUUUCACUUGAACGAACGAAUGAGAAAUAUCCCGAUGAAAACCUUUCCCCCUCUCAACCAAACAUGUCAACCACCCCUUCCCAGCAAGUAUAAGCCUUUAAUGAAGUUUUAGUCAAUUUUCCUCCAAACUUUCCUCCUUGUCGUCCUCCUUCUUCGAACAUCGUAUUAAUCGUCUCUACAAAUCAAAUUAUUGCUUCAAAAAAUAACAACAACAUGGAAUUCGACCUCACCCAAGAUUUGAGAACUCGUUCUUUCUCUAUUCUUGUGUUGUUUUUGAAUCGUUAGUGUUCAUUUCGGAAUGGCUCGGCAUCGAAUAAAUGAAGAAUUUUAUUGAAGAA